Molecule: messenger RNA, 1010 nt
Organism: Juglans microcarpa x Juglans regia
Lineage: Eukaryota; Viridiplantae; Streptophyta; Magnoliopsida; Fagales; Juglandaceae
Product: coatomer subunit beta'-2-like
Exons: 8
Coding region: 32-937 (301 amino acids)
Biological process (GO): intra-Golgi vesicle-mediated transport; intracellular protein transport; retrograde vesicle-mediated transport, Golgi to endoplasmic reticulum
Cellular component (GO): COPI vesicle coat
Molecular function (GO): protein binding
Source: RefSeq, a predicted model, not a curated record
GGCCCUAACGUGCUUAUAUAUAUGCACAUAUAUGCUGCAGAAAUAUUUACUAAUCAAACUCGAUCCAGUUAACGAGAAUUGUUUCUCUUUUCCAACCACGUACAGGCUUAAUCAACUACUGCUUCCAAGAUAUAUAUCAACGGCGAAAAUGCCUCUUUCACUCAAGAUCGAGAAAGAAUAUGUUCAAAACUCAGAAAGAGUAAAAUCUGUGGAUUUUCAUCCAACUGAGCCAUGGAUUCUUGCAAGUUUGUAUUCAGGCAGUCUUUGUAUCUGGAACUACCAGUCACAGACACUGGAGAAGUCUUUCAAGGUCACUGAGUCCCCAGUCAGGUCAGCAAAGUUCAUUGCACGCGAACACUGGGUGGUUGCUGGAGCAGAUGACAAGUUUAUUCGGGUAUACAAUUUCAACACACUGGAUAAGACCAAAGAAUUUGAGGCACACGAAGAUUUCAUCAGAUCUGUGGCCGUCCAUCCUACCCUUCCCUAUGUGCUGUCAGCGUCCGAUGACAAAGUUAUAAAGCUCUGGGACUGGGAGAAGGGUUGGGUCUGUACUCAGACUUUCGAGGGGCAUUCACACUAUGUAAUGCAAGUUGCAUUCAACCCAAAAGACACCCUUACUUUUUCAAGUGCAUCCCUUGAUGGAACCAUAAAGGUAUGGAAUCUGAGCUCUCCUGCUCCAAUCUUUACGUUGGAAGGCCAUUCGAAGGGUGUAAACUGCGUUGAUUACUUCACUGGCAACGAUGAAACAAAGCUUUUAACUGGUUCUGAUGAUUUUACUGCUAAGGUGUGGGAUUAUCAACGCAAAAGUUGCCUGCAAACCCUAGAAGGCCACCAGCACAAUGUUACAUUGAUAUGUGCUCAUCCAGAGUUUCCCGUAAUUAUUACUGGUUCAGAGGACGGAACUAUUUGCAUAUGGGAUGCCACCACCUAUAGGUAACUCGAUCUUCAUGAUUCAAAUUUUCCAUAUUCUGAUACCAUGCAGGAGACCAAUUGAAAUACAUGCAUGCAUU